Messenger RNA from Funneliformis mosseae, 581 nucleotides. The record is from the annotation of a GenBank genome assembly. NCBI's taxonomy places the organism in Eukaryota, Fungi, Glomeromycota, Glomeromycetes, Glomerales, Glomeraceae.
AUACAUUAACAGAAAUAUUAUUAGCAUUAACGGGAGGAAUUUUAAUAUUUUUGAAUGGAAGAAAUAUAAAUACGUUUGUAGUACUACUCAAAUUAUUAGAUUUUGCUUCGAACGUGGCAUUUUUAAUAAAUACUAUAAAUACUGAUCCAGACUUAUUUUUUCCAAGUUUCGUGACGUUAGCAGUACCAGCAGUAUUUAAUCUUUUGCUUGUUCUUGGAGUAAUGAUGCAACAAACUCAACAAAUCAAUAAAAGUGAAUUUAGGGGUUGGUUAAGGAAAAAUAUUAUUAUGACAACAAUAAUCACAAUAUUAUCGAUGGUAGAUAUAGUAAAUAUGAAAUUACUCGUGGAUAUUACUAUAUUUGAUCCCCCAGUAAGAAAAUGGCUACUCGUGGCUGGAAUAUUCAAUAUCAUUAAAGAAUUGCCUCAAUUUGUUAUUCUUGUACAAUAUAUCAAGGAUGUAGGAUUAAAUAUGUUCAUUAUAUUGACAAUAUUUACAAGUUUUAUAAGUUUAUUAUUCAGUAUAAUCUAUGAAAUAUACGAGAAAUUAUCAUCUGAUUUAGAAGUGUCUCAUAUCGUUUAG